Aphanomyces invadans is the source of this 1283-nucleotide messenger RNA. RefSeq lists its product as hypothetical. The transcript has a single exon. Bases 46 to 1251 code for a protein of 401 amino acids. The record is from RefSeq and is a predicted model, not a curated record. Lineage: Eukaryota; Oomycota; Saprolegniomycetes; Saprolegniales; Verrucalvaceae. Gene Ontology annotation, molecular function: protein binding.
AUUCACAUCGCCGUGCAAGUAUAUUUUGUUGGCGAUUGCAUUGUGAUGGAGGCUCAAGGUGCCGCCGCAUUGCAAGUCCUGCGCAUGACGGACUUGGUUGUCCUGAUUUGCGAUUUCCAGCAGGGAAAGUACCCGCAUCUCGGCCCUCUUCUGUCGUGCUGCAUCGACCCUCAAACGUUCAAGGUGGACGAUUGGUAUUACGUGAAGCAUAUGGGAUCGGAGCCGCUCCGCCGAUUCGACGAAGUCUUUCAAGCAGGGUUUGCGAUCUACGGUCAUGCGGGACUGCGACGCCUGUUGUCCCAGGAAAAGAGGUCCAUGUCCAUCAUCCUGUCAGCUUAUGCGGCGUUUUCUGGCAAUGUCGACCUCCUCAUGUAUUUGUGCGACCGCGAGUUGGUGUACUCGAAUCGAUUUGUCGUCGACACGGCGGCGUUGCAAGGGCAUUUGAACAUCUUACGAUGUCUGCACGAACGCAAUCUAUGUGGAUUCACAUCGCGUACCAUGGACGCCGCUGCACACAACGGCCAUCUCGACAUCAUUCGCUUUCUUCAUACGACGCGAAUGGAAGGUGCUUCGAAGAACGCCAUGACCUGGGCUGCGCGCAAUGGUCAUUUGGAAGUUGUUCAAUUUCUGCAUGCGUAUCGCCGUGAAGGGUGCAGCGUUGGUGCAAUGGACUGGUCCGCAACGUAUGGGCACUUGGACGUUGUCGAAUUUUUGCAUGUUCAUCGGUUAGAAGGCGGGACGGUCGAAGCCAUGGACGGCGCCGCAGCCCAUGGCCACUUGCACGUGGUCAAGUUCUUGCACGCCCAUCGCCGCGCGGACGGCAUGACGGCGCAGGCAAUGAACGGCGCAUCAGCCAAUGGCCACCUCGAAGUCGUGGAGUUUCUCCAUCACGUCGCCAACGCCCCUUGUACGACCGCCGCGAUGGACAAUGCUGCUGCUUAUGGACAUUUGAAGGUUGUGCAGUUCCUCCACGCCCAUCGGCGCGAAGGAUGCACCACUCGUGCAAUGGACGACGCUGCACGAAACGGACACUUGGAAGUAGUCCAGUUUUUGCACUUGCAUCGAACAGAAGGCGCGACGACAGCGGCCAUCAACAGAGCAGCGCAGAAUGGUCACUUGGCUGUUGUCAAGUACCUCCAUACAAGUCGAAACGAAGGAUGGACCAACGAAGCGUUCGAGCACCGCGAGGAAGUGAACCGUCAUGUCGAUGUCGUCGCCUAUUUAAACAGCGCCCCCCGUCGGGAGGAUUAAGUUGGAAGAAUUGAGUUAUCCUUAAAUCCUGC